Molecule: messenger RNA, 11655 nt
Organism: Clonostachys byssicola
Lineage: Eukaryota; Fungi; Ascomycota; Sordariomycetes; Hypocreales; Bionectriaceae
Source: the annotation of a GenBank genome assembly
AUGUCGGGAACCACUAUUGAUGACGUCGUAAAGCGUCUCAGUAUUCCUGAGACGGAUACGAAAUUGAAAUUCGAAGCUGCGACGACUUUACGCGAUAGCUUGGAUCACUACACCACUGGUCCGAUAUACUCCCCGUUCUUGAAGAGAUUGAUGCCCAUUUUCAUCAAUAUCUUGCGCGGACAAUGUAUUUUCCAAAGCAAUAACAUGGAGCAGAGGCUCCGCCACUGCAUUUUAGAGGUCCUGCAUCGUCUUCCCACCAGCCCUUCGCCGACCGAGCCCUUCGAGCCUUUCGCCCCCGAGAUUGUCGACUUAUUGAUGGGUCUUGUUCGGAACGAUAACGAGGAAAAUGCUACCCUUUGCGUUAAGAUUAUCUCGGACAUCAUGCGCCACCAGCACAAGGUGCUGCAGGGCAAGGUUCAGGACUUCUUGACAUUAAUUCAAGAGCUGUUUGAACAGAUGGAGAGCGUCGUCAGAGAACAGCUGGAUAACCCAACAGGCCCCGGAAAUUCGCAGCCUGUAAAUUCACAGCUCGCUGCAGCCGCAGCUCCGUCGACGCCAGGAAGCACCCAGACCAAUUUCCAGUCUCCUCGACCGGGAUCGCCUGUAGCCGCCGUUCCUGAUCUUGGACCGGAUCCUCAGCAGCAGAAUCGAUCGCUUUUGAAGGGCAUGCGGUCCUUCAAGGUCCUGUCCGAAUGCCCCAUCAUCGUUGUUUCGAUUUUCCAGAUCUACCGCAACACUGUACAACAGAACGUCAAGGCGUUUGUUCCAUUAAUCAAAAAUGUGCUUUCGGUACAGGCCAGUGCUCAGCAGCAAGCACACACGGAUGCUGCCGCCAAGGGCCAAAUUCAUACUGGUGUCAGUUCGGGCAUUAAAAAUAGGGCUGCUUUCGGUGACAUGAUCACGGCGCAAGUCAAGACCAUGAGUUUCCUGGCCUAUCUGCUUAGACAGUAUGCAAACCAGCUCUCGGACUUCCUCCCUAAUUUACCCGGAAUAGUGGUCAGGCUGCUCAAGGACUGCCCGCGAGAGAAGUCUGGUACCCGGAAGGAGUUGCUGGUUGCUAUCCGGCAUAUCAUCAACUAUAACUUCAGGACCAUUUUCCUUCCAAAGAUCGAUGAGCUUUUGGAUGAGCGAACAUUGACGGGCGACGGUCUGACUGUUUAUGAAACCAUGCGACCUUUGGCGUAUAGCAUGCUGGCUGAUCUCAUUCAUCAUGUGCGGGAUUCCUUGAGCCCUGAGCAAAUCCGCAAGACUGUUGAAGUCUACACCAAGAAUCUCCAGGAUAAUUUCCCCGGAACGAGCUUUCAAACGAUGAGCGCCAAGCUUCUGCUCAACAUGGCUGAAUGCAUUGCAAAGCUACCCAACAAGAACGAUGCUCGACACUACUUGAUCAUGAUCCUUAAUGCUAUUGGAGACAAGUUUGCCGCCAUGAAUCGCCAAUAUAAUAAUGCGAAGAAGCUUUCGAAAAUAUACCACCAACAAUUGGAGGGUGGCCAACCGGAUCCACAAGCUGAGAAGGAUAAGGCCCCUGAAUGGGAUGAGAUCGAUAUCUUCUCAGCUAUGCCGAUCAAGACAUCGAAUCCCCGAGACAGGGCUAAUGACCCAGUGGCAGACAACAAAUUCCUGUUCCGAAACCUUAUGAAUGGCUUGAAGAACACAUUUUACCAGCUGAGAACCUGCAAUGUCGAUCUUAAGCUUGAUAUUGCUACGGUUCCGACCCACUGGCAGGAUGUUUCCUAUGGCUUCAACGCAGAGGAGGUCGAGGUGAUCGUCAAGCUUUUCCGUGAGGGUGCCUAUGUCUUCCGCUACUAUGAGAUCGAGAAGCCAACAGCCGAGCCUCAGUAUUCCUCCCCUGUGGAGUACAUGGCAAACUUCUAUAUGAUCUCCAGUAGUAAGGAAGAGAAGGAGCUUCUUGAGACUUUUGCCACCGUCUUCCACUGCAUCGACCCUGCCACAUUUCACGAGGCUUUUCAACGAGAGAUUCCAAGGCUCUAUGACAUGAUUUUCGAGCAUACCGCCCUUCUGCAUAUUCCUCAGUUCUUUCUUGCUAGCGAAGCGACCUCACCAAGUUUUUGCGGAAUGCUUCUCCAAUUCUUGAUGGAACGCAUCGACCAAGUUGGCUCAGCUGAUGUGAGGAAAUCGUCAAUUCUGCUGCGUCUCUUCAAGCUCGCAUUCAUGGCGGUUACGCUAUUUGCUCCACAGAACGAGCAGGUACUCCUCCCACACGUCGUCAACAUUGUGACCAAGUCAAUUGAGCUUUCAACAAAGGCUGAGGAGCCAAUCAACUACUUCCUGUUGCUGAGAUCCCUCUUCCGUAGCAUUGGCGGAGGCAAGUUUGAGCAACUUUACAAGCAGAUUCUGCCUCUCCUCGAAAUGCUUCUUGAUGUUCUCAACAACCUCCUCAUGGCCGCAAGGAAGCCCAGCGAUCGUGACUUGUAUGUCGAGCUCUGUCUGACAGUGCCUGCUCGCUUGAGUCACCUGCUCCCACAUCUUAGUUUUCUGAUGCGACCACUCGUAGUUGCUUUGCGCGCGGGUACCGAUCUUGUUGGUCAGGGGCUGAGAACACUGGAGCUCUGCGUCGACAAUCUGACUGCAGACUAUCUGGACCCCAUUAUGGCGCCAGUUAUUGACGAGCUUAUGACUGCUUUGUUCGAUCAUCUGAGGCCUCAUCCAUAUAACCACUUCCACGCUCACACAACCUUGAGAAUUCUGGGUAAGCUGGGCGGCAGAAACCGAAAGUUCAUGACGAACGCAGUUCCUCUCAGGUACAAAGAAUAUGCCGAGGAUCCCAGCAGCUUCGACGUGCGUCUAAUUGGAUCGAAGAAAGACCGCGCCUUCCCUGCAGAAGUUGGAAUUGAUGCAGCGAUUCAGAAAUUGAUGGAGGUGCCCCGCAACUCCAAGAACAACCAGUCGCGCCAGUUUGACGGCUAUUACAAACAGCAGGCUCUUCAGUUCAUCAAGGCAAACAUCAAACUCCGAAUUGGCUUCGACCAGCUUCCCGACGACCUACCUCGCAUUGUACGACUCCAAGCGCAGGAUUUUCUAGCUCGGAAACUGGAUGUUAACUUCGCGCCUUUUGACAUCUCUGACCGUGAGAGAUCUAUUCCCAAGAAGGAGGAGCAGGACCAAAUAGUCAAGAGGCUUUUAAAGGCUGUGUUAUUCACACAGUCAAUACCAGAAUUCCAAGAAGAGUCGCAGGCCUUCUUGCUCAAUAUUUGUCGUCAUUUCGCUCUCAUUGAAGUCGGGCGUUCGUUGGUGGAGCUUAAGAAGCACAACCCAUUCGAUCCGAAGGCAGGUGAGGGCCCUCUGUGCAUUGACACUAAAGUUCUUUCCGAGGCUAUCGUGGAGUCUCUCGCAUCCGAUCACCCCGAGGUCCGUGAAUCCUCCCAGAACUGCAUUCGGGAGCUUUAUGACUCCUUCGUGACUAUUUUGGGUUCCGAGGCCAGUGUCUGGCAUCUGCCCUUCUUCAACCGCCUAAGUAGCACGUUUUGCCACAGCUGCUAUGAGGAAGAAUGGUUCACGAAGACUGGAGGCAGCCUUGGUAUCCACUUCCUGCUUACAGAGCUGGAUCUAGGUGAUGCUUGGGUUGCAACGAAACAGACAGAGUUCAUCCGUGCCUUGAUGUACGUGAUCAAGGACAUGCCCCAGGAUCUCCCUGAGAAAACUAGACGUCUGGCCCAGUCGAGUCUGAAGGUUUUGCUUGCGCGUAUCACAAAGAAUAUCAAAAAGGAGGACGCACUGCCAAUACCACACCAGCAAGGUCAAGCGCCGCAGAAACAGCCCAGACUGGCACAAAUCUGCAUGUUGUUCAACAACGAGUUAUGCCACAUGAACAAACACGUACGUGAGGCUGCAAGACAAUCCCUUGAGUUGAUCGCCAGUGCCGCCAGCUGCGAGGUUUGGGAAUUGCUUGAACCCUACAAAGAGAGGUUCCUGCAACCCAUCUAUGCUAAGCCCUUGAGAGCUUUGCCAUUUGUAACACAGAUUGGCUACAUCAAUGGCAUGACGUAUCAUCUCGGCCUUAAGAGUAAUUGGAUUCCGUUCGACGAGAAUUUGAACCGACUCCUCAUGGAAUCUCUCGCACUGGCUGACGCCAAUGACGAGUCCCUCGCUAAUAAACCCGCCGAGUAUCGGACCCACGAGCACAUUGUAAACUUGAGGGUUUCUUGUAUCAAGCUAUUGAGUACUGCGAUGGGCUGCGAAGAAUUCGCCAACUCGCCAAGCAAGUCCAGGAUUCUGAUUGUGUACUUCAAAUGUCUCUACUCGGAGUCCAAGCCUACCAUUCUUGCUGCGCAUGAUGCUUUGAAGUCUGUUCUUAGUGUGGAUAGACGUUUGCCGAAGGACCUUCUUCAAGGUGGACUGAAGCCAGUUCUCCAAAGUCUUCAAGACCCCAAACGCCUCACGACUGCUGGCCUUGACAACCUGUCCAGGCUUCUGAAGCUGUUGACCAGCUAUUUCAAGAAAGAGAUUGGCACUCGUCUGCUUGAUCAAAUCGACCAUAUUGUUGAACCCAACAUGUGGCAGCAGAUCUCCUUUACGUAUUUUGAGCAGAAUUCUCAAAUGAAGGUCAUCGCUGCGAUCCUAAACAUAUUCCACUUGCUCCCAGCCCCUGCUGAGGAAUUCAAGGAGCGACUGAUUGAGUACUUCCUGACUCUAGAGGAGAGGCUUAGAAGAACACACCAUAGCCCAUUCCGACUCCCCAUAUAUCGAUACAUCAAUCGAUAUCCCAAGGAACUUUGGGCCUACUUGGCGGAUAAGCUAGGCGAGCUGAAAUACGGUCGUCUUCUGGCUCAAGCAGUUGCUCAUAACGAUAGCUCGCCGCUGCGGGAAGUCGCCGUCGAAUCCAUUGAUGGAUUAAUGACCAAAUGCAAUGAACUCAUUGCACAGGGAGGAGAAGUUAAAUUCAUCGGCAUGAUUAAUGCUGUGCACAUUCUAGAGUCCAUGUGUCACUACCCGAAUGCUAGUACCUGGCUAGCCAAGAAGGAGGUCGUUUCUUGGCUGAAGACAAUUGGAAAGGAUUUCGAGCACCAUCAGCGAAGCUACACACUCCCAGCUCACCUUCGAUUGGCUUCUUAUCAAGCAUCUGAGCAGCUCAUGACGAUCUUGGUGAAGUCACUUGAGCAGACUCCCAAGGAUUUGGACAGUCUUUUCAGUCUGGUCGCUUCGGUAACGGCAGAGGAGCUGCGUUCCACACAGAACCUUUUUACUUUCCUUUACGAGCACAUCAUUUCCGAUGACUCUGUUGAUUUUUGGAGGACAACGAUCCUCCGCUGCCUGGAAGUGUACGCAGGAAAAAAUGACUCGAACAAGACGAAAUACUUCUUAUUGCAUUACAUUGUCAACCCAAUUGUUGCUAUGGAUGUGAUGAGACACUGGCACACCCGGGAGCAGAAUAAGACUCACAAGUUGAUCGAUCGCUCAGUCAUUGAAUCCGUCAGCACAAAGAUUUGGAAAACCAAUCCUGAGGGAACUGCCGAUGACCAAGCUCAGCCUGGCAUCGAUCACACUCGGUUUGAACUAUUACAGUUUUCUGCAAUGCUUGUCAAAUAUUAUCAUACAGCAUUAUUGGAGGCGAGAAAGGACAUCAUUAAGUUUGGCUGGACCUUUAUUCGACUUGACGACAUUAUCAACAAGCAUGCCGCUUAUGUUGUUAUUGGAUUCUUCAUCUCCAUCUACGAGACGCCGAUCAAGAUAGUUUCUCAGGUCUAUUUGUCUCUGCUCAAAACGAAUCAGAAUGAAGGUCGCGCUCUAGUCACCCAAGCCCUGGAGUUGAUCGCUCCGGUGCUACCUAAAAGAUACAGCGCUCAGGGUGGUGAGAGGUCACUGGCUUGGGCUAUGGCUCCUCGAAGGAUCCUUGCGGACGAGGGCCAGAAUGUGCAGCAAAUGACGAGCAUCUUCCACUUCCUCGUUAAAAAUCCUCGCCUGUUUUUUGAGGCGCGCGAUAAGUACAUGAUUCUCCUUAUCACGUCACUCCGGAAAGUUGCGGUACCCCCCAACCCGUCACACGAAAGUAGAAAGCUGGCUCUUAAUAUGAUGGACCUGAUCUGGACCUGGGAACAGUGGCGAGUUGAAGGCAAACCAUUUUCGGAGCAGGAAGUACGGUCGGUCUCUGAAUCUCCCAACUCCAAGAAGCGGAAACUUGAGGGAGAGCCGCUCGGAGGACAAGCCGCGGUAUCAACGCCUCAGCAAACUACCACAGUCGAGAGGCCUGAAUAUCAACUCCCACCAGUGUUCCGUCUUAAGAUGCUCAAGUAUCUGGUUGAGUUCAUUGCACAACUGCAUGAGAGAUAUGAACUACCUUCCGCGAAACCCCGAGUUGAGAACACCUCAGUCCUCCCUCUUAGCCCCCCUCCAUCUGACCUCUGCAAGCGAGCCAUGGCCUUGUUCCAUCAUCUUGUUCAGCCUCGCUACUGGGGAGACUUAGAACUGGAUUUGUUCCCGAACGUCACGGAUGUUAUCCUUGCCAGCGACAAAACACAGACGAUUCUCAACACGGAUCCGUCUGAUAAGGAGAAAUACGACGACAAGUUUCUCACCAAUAUCAUCAACACCUUGCAAGUUGUACGCAUUGUUCUCAACUCCAAGUCGGAUGAUUGGGUUCGAUCAAAUAUGCCAGCCGUGCAAAAGGUGCUAGAGAAGUGCUUGAAGAGCGAGAACCCUGAGAUUCAGGACUGCCUACACUCUGCCGACAAGAAGUACGAUGAUGGUAGGGAUCUCAAGCCUAUUAUCAAGCGAGUUCUCGAUGCUGUUCCCGAAGACACACCAAUGGACGAUGCGGAUGCCGAUGGCGAGCCAGAGACUCAAACAUCCGAAUUCAUCGCCCAUCUCUCACAGGUGGCGACUGAAGCGAUGAACAAUAGCUCAUACGUCUCUGGUGUCAAUAUUCUAUGGUCAAUAGGCAACAGGAAACCUACCGUCAUCGACCAGCACAUUCCAUCCCUCAUGAAAGCUUUGCAAAGCAAGCAUGCCAGGGAACACGUCCAGCACUAUAACAUAGUUGCCGGACAAGCCGCUGGGAUUAAGCAGCCGCCUAGUCAAGAUACUAGCAACCCUCCUGUGGAAAUGAAUGCCCACGAUCUCGAGAUACAAACAAGGAUUAUGAUUAAGGAGAUCCAGGUGGUGGCCUUACGUAUGGAACAACUUGGUGACCACAGACGACCUUUCCUGAGUGUCUUGGCAACUCUAGUAGAAAAGUCUAUGCAUAUUGGAUUGUGUGAGGAGAUCCUGAGCAUGGUUCAGGGCUGGGUGUUUCGAUCAGAGGGAACCUGGCCCACGCUUAAGGAGAAGACCGCUGUUCUCCACAAAAUGCUGUCCUUUGAACAUCGACAAGAUCCAACUAUGCUGUCCAAGUUUCUGGAGCUUGUGAUUCAAAUCUACGAGGAUCCAAAGAUCACUCGUACUGAGCUAACUGUACGCAUGGAGCAUGCCUUCCUGAUCGGCACCCGUGCUGUUGACCAUCAGAUGCGCAAUCGCUUCAUGACUAUCUUUGACAAGAGUUUGUCGAAGACAUCGAGUGCACGGCUUGCGUAUGUGCUAAACUCUCAAAAUUGGGACAUGUUGGCAGACUCGUACUGGUUAGCGCAGGCUUCCCAGCUGCUGCUUGGUGGUGUUGAGAUGAGUACAAAUAUUCAGCUUCACCAAACCGACUUCAAGGUCUUGUCUGCUUCUCAGCUUGCUGCGGUCUAUGCAAAGGAUAAGGAGCAUAGAGAACCAACCUUAAUGGCAGACGAUAAAUUCGACGCGUUUAUGGCCAAGCAUCGGCGAUUUAUGACUGAAAUUGGCGACGUCAAGGUUCGGGAUAUCAUCGAGCCUCUCAUCCAGCUGCAGCAUAUUGAUUCUCAGCUGGCCCAUGAAGUCUGGGUCACACUUUUCCCGCUUUUCUGGUCUUCGACUGCACGGGACGAGCGAAUAGAACUCGAGCGUGGGUUGGUUGUCCUCUUAACAAAAGACUUCCACAGCCGUCAGAUCGACAAGCGCCCUAAUGUGGUUCAGUCUCUUAUCGAAGGCGCGGCCAGAACAUGGCCUGAAUGCAAACUGCCUCCUCAUGUGUUGAAAUUCGCUGGAAAGACGUACGAUGCCUGGUACACCGCCAUGGUGCAACUGGAGAACGCUGCCAUCAAGCCAAUCAGCGAUUCGGCCAAGGUUCGUGAGAGCAAUCUCGAUGCUCUUGUCGAAAUGUACUCGUCUCUCCAGGAGGAAGACUUGUUCUAUGGGACAUGGCGAAGGAGGUCUCAGUUCAUGGAGACCAACGCUGCGCUCUCCUACGAGCAGAAUGGCAUGUGGGACAAGGCCCAGAAGUUGUACGAGAAUGCCCAGAUCAAAGCAAGGACAGGAGUCAUUCCAUUUGGACAGGCUGAAUACAUGCUUUGGGAGGACCACUGGGUGCUGUGCGCACAGAAACUACAGCAGUGGGAGAUUCUUCAGGACUUUGCCAAACACGAGAACUUCCAGGACCUUCUCCUGGAAUGCGCCUGGCGCAACACGGAAAUGUGGCAGGAGGAACCACAGAGAGAUGCCGUCAACGCUGUGAUCCAAGGUGUUAUGGAUGCCCCUACGCCAAGGCGAGCCUUUUUCCAGGCUUUCAUGUCUCUGCUCAAGUUCCACAAUGGACAGGAACCGCAGAAUGAGUUUGUCCGUGUCUGCGAUGAAGCGAUCCAGCUAUCCAUCCGGAAAUGGCACCAGCUUCCUGAUCGGCUUACAAAUGCUCAUAUUCCUCUUCUCCAAAACUUCCAGCAACUCGUUGAACUCCAUGACGCCAGUGUUAUUUGCCAGAGCUUAGCCAACACGAACUCAACCAACCUGGAUGUCAAAUCUGGUGAAUUGAAGUUGCUUCUUGGAGCCUGGCGUGACCGAUUGCCCAACGUUUGGGACGAUAUCACGGCUUGGCAGGAUCUUGUCACCUGGAGGCAACAUAUCUUUGGUCUCAUCAACCAAACCUACCUUCAGCUACUUCCUCCUCAAGGUCAACAAAACAGCAGUGGCGCCUCGUCCUUCGCAUACCGUGGUUAUCAUGAAACUGCAUGGAUUAUCAAUCGGUUUGCUCAUGUGGCACGAAAGCACAGCUUGCCCGAAGUCUGCAUCAGUCAGCUCAGUCGUAUAUAUACGCUACCCAAUAUUGAGAUUCAGGAGGCAUUCUUGAAACUUCGUGAGCAGGCUAAAUGUCAUUAUGAGAAUCCAGAGGAACUCUCAAGUGGUCUUGAUGUAAUCAACAACACCAAUCUCAACUACUUCAGCCCUCAGCAAAAGGCUGAGUUCUAUACUCUGAAGGGUAUGUUCUUGGAGAAGUUGAACCAGAAGGAUGAGGCCGACAAUGCGUACGGCACAGCCUUGUACUUUGACAUCUCAGCUGCCAAGGCUUGGGCCGAGUGGGGAUACUUCAAUGACAGGAAGUUCAAUUCGGAACCAACGGAUCUGAACGCAGCCCGGCAAGCUCUGACAUCGUACCUCCAGGCUGCUGGAAGUUACAAGAACGCAAAGUCUCGCAAGCUCCUUGCUCGUAUUCUUUGGUUACUGAGCCUGGAUGAUGCUAAGGGUUCCAUUGCCAUGGGUUUCGAGGAUUUUAAGGGCGAGACCCCGGUGUGGUACUGGAUCACCUUCAUUCCCCAGUUGCUUACCGGUCUUGGGCACAAAGAAGCGCCAAAGGUUUACCAGAUUCUCGUCAGAAUUGCGAAAUCCUAUCCUCAGGCUCUGUACUUCCAGCUUCGAACCAACCGGGAAGAUAUGCUCGUAAUCAAGAAGAGCCAGGAGGCGAAAGAGAAGGCCAGACAGCGGGGCCUGGCGAACCAGGCUGCCGCUGCUGCUGCCAGUGGGAAACCCAAUGCUUCGCCCCAGCAGACGAAACAGGAACCUCCCAAGACUGAAGGGUCGGCGUCGCGCCCCGGAACUGCCGGCGGCAGCGACACCACUCAGCCGAAGACAGAGGUGAAGACGGAAACCAAGGAAGAAGGCACGGCGGCAACUGCUACGCCUGCUCCUGCGAAUGCAACGGCUCCCCAGAGUACAGAAAAGAAACCACCUUGGGAGCUCACUGAAGAAAUCAUGGCGGUUCUCAAGACGGCAUUCCCUCUCUUGGCCUUGUCAAUGGAGACCAUGGUGGAUCAGAUACAGAAGCAUUUCAAGUGUCCUCCCGACGAAGAUGCAUACCGCCUUAUUGUUGCUCUUCUGAAUGAUGCCUUGGCGUAUGUCAGUCGCACUCCGGCCUCGUUUGCUAAGAGCGUCAAGCUGCCAUCGGCCACUGAACUGAACAUUACUCGCUUCGCGGAGACGAUUCUGCCUUCCCAUAUCAAGAAAUCCUUUGAGGCCGAUUUCGUCGAGGUCAAACCCACCAUGUACGAAUACAUCCACAAGCUGCGAAAGUGGAGAGACAAGUUUGAAGAGAAGCUUGAUCGCCGUGUCACCCGACAAUCGCUGGAAGCCUCAUCCCCACACCUCAGCGAGUUCCGAUACCAGAAGUUUGACGAGGUGGAGAUUCCCGGACAGUACCUCCAGCACAAGGAUAAGAAUCAAGAUUUUAUUCGAAUUGAACGAUUCCUGAGCAAUGUCGAUCUCGUCCGAACCAUUAGCGGUUCGUACCGUCGACUGAAAAUGCGAGGACAUGACGGAAGCGUGCAUUCUUGGGCUGUGCAGCACCCAGCCGCGAGACACUGCAGGCGGGAAGAGCGUAUCCUGCAACUGUUCAGGGGCCUGAACCAAACCCUCAGCCGUAAGAAGGAGAGCCGUCGGCGCGACAUUCAAUUCACACUUCCCUUGAUGGUCCCCCUCGCCCCUCAUAUAAGAAUUGUGCAAGAAGAUACUUCCUACAUCACCUUGCAAGGGGUGUACGAGGAUCAUUGCAGGCGGAUGUGUAUGUCCAAGGACGAGCCUGUUCUAUUCACCAUGGAGAAGCUGCGUGGAGUGCUGGAGAUGAAGAUGACGGUAAGUUUCCAAGGCGACAGAGCUACAAUAGUGACACAGGGGCUAACCGACAUCGAACAGAAUAAACCAGAGCAAACUGCUACGGCUCGACUGGAGGUCUUCAAUGCAAUCCAGGAGAAGUGGGUUCCCCAGACAGUAGCCCUCGAAUACUUCCAGAAGGCGUUCCCACACUUCACAGAAUUCUGGCUCUUCCGUCGGCAGUUCUCGUACCAGCUAGCGGCGCUUACGUUCAUGACAUAUAUUCUCUAUAUGCAUAACAGGUACCCGCAGAAGAUCAAUAUCGCUCGUGGAUCAGGCAACAUUUGGGGAUCUGAGUUGAUGUCGUAUAUGAGCUCAACCAAACCAUUUUUCCAGAAUCCCGAGCCUGUGCCCUUCCGGUUGACACCCAACUUGCAGGUUCUGAUGGGUCCUUUGGCCACGGAGGGUAUCUUUGCAUGCUCACUCAUGGCUAUCGCACGAUGCCUUACAGAACCCGAGCAAGAACUGGAACACGCACUGACCUUGUUUGUGCGGGAUGAAAUGAUCUUCUGGCUACAGACUACUCAUAGAAACAGCAUUAGCGAGAACCAGCUCCGCGAGUCAGUUCAGGUCAAUAGCGAGUCUGUGGUCAAGAGGGCCAUCAGUCUAGCUCAUAAUCCUUCUGGCAAUCUGCCUGCCAAUCAGACGGUCAUCGAUGCUAUCGCUAAGGCUGUUAACCCGAUGAGUCUGGCGCAGUGCGAUGCUUUGUGGAUGCCUUAUCUAUAA